AUGUCUCACAGAAAGUACGAAGCUCCACGUCACGGUCACUUGGGUUUUUUGCCCAGAAAGAGAUCUGCCUCCAUCAGAGGUAAGGUCAGAUCUUUCCCAAAGGACGACAAGACUAAGCCAGUUGCUUUGACCUCUUUCAUGGGUUACAAGGCUGGUAUGUCCACCAUUGUCAGAGACUUGGACCGUCCAGGCUCCAAGUUCCACAAGCGUGAGAUCGUCGAAGCCGUCACCGUGGUCGACACUCCUCCAAUGGUUGUCGUCGGUGUCGUGGGUUACGUCGAGACUCCAAGAGGUUUGAGAUCCUUGACCACCGUCUGGGCUGAGCACUUGUCGGACGAGAUCAAGAGAAGAUUCUACAAGAACUGGUACAAGUCCAAGAAGAAGGCCUUCACCAAGUACUCUGCCAAGUACGCUCAAGACGGCGCUGCCAUCGAGAGAGAAUUGGCCAGAAUCAACAAGUACGCCACUGUCGUCAGAGUCUUGGCUCACACCCAAGUCAGAAAGACUCCUUUGGCCCAGAAGAAGGCCCACUUGGCUGAAAUCCAAUUGAACGGUGGUUCCGUCGCUGACAAGACCGCCUGGGCCCGUGAACACUUCGAAAAGACCGUUUCCGUCGACUCCGUCUUCGAACAAAACGAAAUGAUCGAUGUCUGCGCCGUAACCAAGGGUCACGGUUUCGAAGGUGUUACCCACAGAUGGGGUACCAAGAAGCUUCCAAGAAAGACCCACAGAGGUUUGAGAAAGGUUGCCUGUAUCGGUGCUUGGCAUCCAGCCCACGUCAUGUGGACUGUUGCCAGAGCCGGUCAAAACGGUUUCCACACCAGAACUUCUAUCAACCACAAGGUCUACAGAGUCGGUAAGGGCGGCGACGAAUCCAACGGUGCCACCGAAUUCGACAGAACCAAGAAGACCAUCACCCCAAUGGGUGGUUUCGUCCACUACGGUCCUGUCAACAACGACUUUGUCAUGGUCAAGGGUUCUAUCCCAGGUAACAGAAAGAGAAUUGUUACUUUGAGAAAGUCCAUGUACACCAACACCUCCAGAAAGGCUUUGGAACAAGUUACCUUGAAGUGGAUCGACACUGCCUCCAAGUUCGGUAAGGGUAGAUUCCAAACUCCUGCUGAAAAGCACGCUUUCAUGGGUACUUUGAAGAAGGACUUGUAA
This is a messenger RNA of Lachancea dasiensis, 1164 nucleotides long. NCBI's taxonomy places the organism in Eukaryota, Fungi, Ascomycota, Saccharomycetes, Saccharomycetales, Saccharomycetaceae. The record is from the annotation of a GenBank genome assembly.